Molecule: messenger RNA, 3446 nt
Organism: Labeo rohita (rohu)
Lineage: Eukaryota; Metazoa; Chordata; Actinopteri; Cypriniformes; Cyprinidae
Gene: fbxw5
Product: F-box and WD repeat domain containing 5
Exons: 10
Coding region: 119-1942 (607 amino acids)
Biological process (GO): protein ubiquitination
Cellular component (GO): SCF ubiquitin ligase complex; Cul4-RING E3 ubiquitin ligase complex
Molecular function (GO): protein binding
Source: RefSeq, a predicted model, not a curated record
GACUAGGGAUUGUGCUAGUCGUUUAACCGGAGCUGAAACAAAUCGAGGAUGAUAUCUUUUCCUUGGUUAUAAACUUGCAAAGCACUCCACAGGUUGUGGCCUUUGGCAGGAUGUCAGGAUGGCAAGUGGCCCUGGCUUGCCUGACAGCCUGGUGCUGGAAAUCUUCUUGCAUCUCCCUCAUAAGGCAGUGCUGAGCGCAGGGUUCACCUGCCGUCAGUGGUUUGCUGUGUCACGGGAUGAGUUCCUCUGGAAGGAGCUCUUCUACAACUACUACUGCAUCCCGCGUUCUGUGCCUCGCCACCCUGCGGCUGGGUCAUGGUACAGGGAGUUCAGGCGGUUGUAUGACUGCAUUCCCUGUGUGGAGGUUCAGAUUCUGAAGGAACAUCAUGAUCAGGUCUUGCAUUUGGCCUUCUCUCACCGUGGACAUCGCUUCUCUUCCUGCUCCAAAGACUGUACUGUUAAACUUUGGGACACGGAGCGAUCAGAUGGCACCAUCUCUUUGGUUCACAGCUCCAGCAUGCGACAGUUUAACUGGGGCUACACUCAGUUCUCACAAUUUAAUGCUGAUGACACACUCCUGCUGGUGUCAGGGGUCUACCUGGGCCCACAUCAUUCCUCCUCUGGAGAGAUUGCAGUCAUCAGUUUGGAGAACUACACUCUGCUCUCCCGUGUGAGAAAUAAGCCAUAUGAUGUGUUCGGCUGCUGGCUGAAUGAGACUCACCUCAUCUCUGGUAACCUGCACUGGAUUGGCAACAUGACCUCCUGUUCUGUUCUCUGGCUCAACAAAGCCUUCCAGGACAUUGAGUCCGAAAACGUGAAUGUUGUGAAACGUCUCUUUAAGAUCCAGAACAUCAAUGCCAGCACUAUCCGCACAGUGAUGGUGGCCCACUGCCGUCGACAUGACUCUCCUGACCUCCUUCUUGACUAUGAAGCUCAGUCACAGGCCCAAGCUCAAGCCCAGCGGACACAGCAGCACCAGCCUCUCUUCUUUGAUCUGGGAAACACAGACAGUGAAGAGGAGGAGGAUGAAGAUGAAGAGGAUGAGGAGAAUGUGGAGCGAGGGGAAAAAAAAGUGUCAGCACAUUUACCCUCAUUUAACCCAUCUGGGAUUCAGCACGUUAUACACGGUCGUCAGAGCAUAGCUGUUCGUGAUCGAGAGUUGGAGACAAAGGUGGCCAGGUUGAUGGGGAGCAGACGCACCAAAGCUCCUGAUCCAAACCUGGUGUCUCCCUCAGCUCCUGAAGAAGGAGAGGACAAGACCUACCUCCUCUUCACCACCGGCAGCCUUACCUACUCGCCUCACCAAAUAGGAAUCAAGCGAAUAAUGCCUGAUCAAAUGACAACGUGCGGUCCUGUGUUGGGAGAGGAGCGCAGUACAGAUGAAUUCUUUGACUCGCUGGAUCAUGUGAUUGACAUACAUGGCCACAUCAUUGGCAUGGGUCUGUCACCUGACCAUAGGUACUUGUACGUGAACAGUCGAGCGUGGCCGACAGGGUGUGUGAUCUCUGACCCCAUGUCCCCUCCGCCUAUCGCAGAGGAAAUCGACCUGCAUGUGAUUGAUCUGAAGAGUCUUAGAGAGGAGCGCCGAAGCCUUCGAGCCCACCGGGCCUUCACACCAAACGAUGAGUGCUUCUUUAUCUUCCUUGAUGUCAGCCGAGACUUUGUUGCAAGUGGUGCAGAGGACAAGCACGGUUACAUCUGGGACCGGCACUACAACAUCUGCCUGGCGCGCCUGAAACAUGAUGACGUGGUCAACUCUGUGGCCUUCAGCCCAGCAGACCAGGAGCUGCUGCUGUCUGCCAGCGACGACUCCACCAUUAAAGUGUGGCGCUCGCCACGCAUGGUGCGUCUCGCUGAGGCACCCCAGCGGCCCCCUCGGGCUCGCAAACUGCUCUCCUCCUUGCUUGGCCACAGAAGUGCUAAUCUGAAUGGUAAACCCUGACCUAGACCCUGGCGGGCGUAACGCAAGAGAGAAGCACCACGGAAAGACACUCCAUGAGCAGAGGGACACGUGUGAGGUCAAGAAACUGAGGAUUCCACAUGGGUCUUUAUCUCUUAGUGGCCCUUUUGCAGGAUGUACCGUGAAGAUGAAAAGCAAUCUUUGAAUAAAGAAACAACUAAAGAAAAUGGGCUCCUUGGUAUGCUGUAUUUGUAAAAGAUCACUGAUGCACAUGAAAAUAUGGAAGACUGACAUCAACAGGUUAUGUGACUUCAAGAGCAAGAACCAAGAAUUUGAAGAAAGAUGAUAAGGUCACAUUCACAUAUAUGUGUGACACGUGUGUGGUUUGAAAGUUAAUUUAACCCUGUCAUAAUGAAUGAAGCGCCACCUGUGCAUGUCUGCACGUUUGUACUUUAUGUAAUUUUUUUGUUGUUGGCACCUUUUUUAGUAGAUGUUAAACAAGCAACCUGAUGAUCAGAACAAGGACAUGGCUGAGUGUUUGAAGUGCUAACAAAAUCUAAAUUUUGCUACAGAUUUACAACACUGUUGUGUCACUGGUGUUUUUUCUCUGUUCCAGUUUUAUGUAGAGGAGCAGUUUGAUUUAACAUCAUUACAGAAUGACAAUGCAGAUGUUUACUCCUGAGCUACCCCAUCUAUGAUUUUAUCAUUGAAAUCUAUUGAUCAUACUAUAUUGAAAAUGUAAAAGUUCCAAAGAAACUCCAAGUCUUCAUGUUGAACUUUUAGUUGUUGGCUUUAUACAAUCAUUUGAUUUUAACAAUGCACGAGUGCUGCACCUCUGUUAUGGUGGAAUAUUUAUUUUAUAUGUACAUCUAGUAUGACAUUUCAUGAGAAUUAAUGUAGGUUGGCUUAUGAAAACUACCAAAAUCUGAAGAAAAAAAAGGUCCAACACCAACCAUUACAUUUUCCAUUACAUGUUUGUGUAGGUGGGCUUUAUGACUUUACAGCAUUAAGAUACUAUGCAGCAUCAGGGUGCUUUGCUACUUCAUAUCCAUAAGCAUGUUUCCGUCACCUCCAGCAAUACACCUUCCUGUGUCAUAAGCUCACAUUGUUUAGCAGCAUUAAAUAUUCAGCAAUGGUGCUCAUUUGUUAUGAUCUCAGACAUCACGAAAAAGUGACAAAAUGCUCCCCCCAUGCCGCACAUAUAUGAUUUACAUAUGUGAAAUUCGGCUGUAAUGUUACUCACGCAAAUUACUUUUUGUUGAUUUCAUUUUGGCUCCUUAAGAUUUUAUUUAUGCACAUAAAGCAAUUUAAGUUUGAUCUCCUUUAGUUGGGGUUUGGAUCAUGACGAGCAGCAUUCGUCUCUGUAGAUGCGAGAACAUCAGUUGUUGGUUUUUUUUUUAACUUUUGGACCUGAUUCCCUUUGUGACAUUUGUUUGAGCUUGUGCAUCUGAUUUUCCCAACUGCCCUUCAGCUAUUUGUCAUUAGUAGAUUUUGUAUUGUGGAAUGUGUAAAAAUUUGUUUGACCCAUUAAACUAUUUUUCUUUUA